GGGGGCAGGGGCCGCUGGGGGGAGCUGCCCGCCUCGGCCGGGAGCCUGAACGACGUGUCCAGCGCCAGGGGCCGGGAGCAGGACUCGGGCAGGAAACCCCGACUGACAAGAACUCAAAGUGCCUUUUCUCCGGUUGCUUUCAGCCCUCUCUUCACAGGGGAAACUGUGUCACUCGUGGAUGUGGACAUCUCCCAGCGAGGACUGACCUCCCCUCACCCUCCGACGCCUCCGCCUCCGCCCCGGAGAAGCCUCAGCCUUCUAGAUGAUAUCUGUGGAACGCUGCCUACGUCCGUUCUAGUGGGUCCGAUGGGGUCCUCCCUGCAGUCUUUCCCUCUGCCUCCGCCGCCUCCACCCCACGCUCCAGAUGCGUUUCCCCGCAUUGUCCCGUUCAGAGCGAUGGAGGCAGCGAACGGCCAGACCACCCAGCAUCUUCCGUGUCCUCUCUACCGACCAGACUCGAGCAGCUUUGCAGCGAGCCUGCGAGAACUGGAAAAGUGUGGUUGGUACUGGGGACCGAUGAACUGGGAAGACGCCGAGAUGAAGCUCAAGGGGAAACCAGACGGAUCCUUCCUGGUACGCGACAGUUCCGACCCGCGUUACAUCCUGAGCUUAAGCUUCCGGUCCCAAGGGAUCACCCACCACACCAGAAUGGAGCACUACCGAGGAACCUUCAGUCUCUGGUGUCACCCCAAAUUUGAGGACCGCUGCCAGUCCGUGGUGGAGUUCAUAAAGAGAGCCAUCAUGCACUCCAAGAACGGGAAGUUCCUUUACUUCCUGCGCUCCAGAGUUCCAGGUCUCCCUCCGACGCCCGUCCAGCUGCUGUAUCCGGUCUCCAGGUUCAGCAACGUCAAAUCCCUCCAGCACCUUUGCCGGUUCCGGAUCAGGCAGCUUGUCCGCGUAGACCACAUUCCAGAGCUCCCGCUGCCCAAGCCUCUGAUCUCCUACAUCCGGAAGUUUUAUUACUACGACCCCCAGGAGGAGGUGUACCUGUCGCUGAAGGAAGCUCAGCUGAUUUCCAAACAGAAGCAGGACGCUGAACCCUUGACGUAGCCAGGCUGCCUUGCUCACGUUGUCGCUGUCACGGACGGAAUUGGCUUGCUGAGAUCCUGCAGCAAGGAGCCCAAGCAAAGCUGCGGCAGACGGAGGCCGAGAAGGGUGAGCCCUGCCUCUUCAGUGACUUCUGCUUGCCAUCUCUUUUGUCCUCGGAGGAGGAUUCGGGGUUCCUGAGAAGCACAGCAGACUGGCAAUUGGAGCGGCAGCUCCUGGCUUCGGGUAGGGCCUUGGCCAGCAAGCGCCCGGGAUCCCAGACUCCACGCAGAACGGAGAACGUCAUGGCACUAUUUACGUUUUACGUUUUUAUCUU
Molecule: messenger RNA, 1363 nt
Organism: Pelodiscus sinensis (Chinese soft-shelled turtle)
Lineage: Eukaryota; Metazoa; Chordata; Testudines; Trionychidae
Gene: SOCS7
Product: suppressor of cytokine signaling 7
Biological process (GO): phosphatidylinositol phosphate biosynthetic process; intracellular signal transduction
Cellular component (GO): phosphatidylinositol 3-kinase complex
Molecular function (GO): 1-phosphatidylinositol-3-kinase regulator activity
Source: RefSeq, a predicted model, not a curated record